Rhinichthys klamathensis goyatoka is the source of this 2821-nucleotide messenger RNA. It is a transcript of the gene mmel1, whose product is annotated as membrane metallo-endopeptidase-like 1. Gene Ontology annotation, molecular function: metalloendopeptidase activity. The transcript has 24 exons. The record is from RefSeq and is a predicted model, not a curated record. The coding region runs from base 184 to 2481 and encodes 765 amino acids. Gene Ontology annotation, cellular component: plasma membrane. Gene Ontology annotation, biological process: protein processing. NCBI's taxonomy places the organism in Eukaryota, Metazoa, Chordata, Actinopteri, Cypriniformes, Leuciscidae.
ACACUCACACACUCAGUCAGUCAGUCAGUCAGAGGAACAUCAGCUUCCCCGACACCCAGCUGUCGGACGCUGCUUCAUUUCACCACACACCAGCUCUGGGUGCAAACUCAGAAGGGGUGUUUGUGAAAUUGAAAGGCGUCCUAACAGGGCAAACAACGACUCCAUCAUCAGAGAGCUCCGAGAAUGGGAAAAUCAGAGAGCCAAAUGGAUAUCAUGGAGAAAAGCACUAAACCGAGGAAGCAUCGCUGGACUGUGGUGGAGAUCGGACUGUCCGUCAUUGUUCUUCUGAUGAGCUGUGCUCUGGCUGGACUCACAGUGCUCUACACUUCAGCUCUGAGAGAGCGUUUUAACGUAAAUGAAUCUUCAAAAGGGCUGAAAUAUCCAUCAAAAGCUGACAGCAAUGUCUGUACAACCCCCCAGUGUGUCACUGCCGCGGCCCGACUGCUCCAGAACAUGGACCCCAGCGUGGAGCCGUGCCAGAACUUCUAUCAGUACGCAUGUGGAGGCUGGAUCGAGCGGCACGUCAUUCCCGAAACCAGCUCCCUCCACAGCGUGUUCAAUAUCCUGAGAGACGAGCUGGAGAUUGUGCUCAAGGGAGUUCUGGAGAUGGAAAGUAAGGAUGACAGAGAGGCCUUCAAGAAAGCCAAAACGCUCUACAGCUCAUGCAUGAACGAGAUUCUGAUAGAGCAGCGCGACUCGCAGCCUCUUCUUGGGCUCAUUGACAGUAUUGGCGACUGGCCCGUGGCUUCUGAGGUCUGGAACGGCACAUCAGAGCAAGCGUGGAGCCUGGAGGACACACUGGCUGUUCUGAACGCUCGGUACAAUAAGAAGGCCGUGCUUGAGAUGUUUGUGUGGCCAGAUGACCGCGACUCCAGCCGCUACAUUAUCCAUGUUGACCAGCCAGCACUAGGAAUGCCUUCAAGAGAUUAUUACCUCAGCGAUGGGAAUUAUAAGAAGGUGCGCGAGUCCUACCUGGAGUUCAUGGUUUCCAUGGCGAGGAUCGCACGAGAAGACAGGAACUUGACCCAAGAUGAAGAGCGCGUGUGGGAGGACAUGACUCAAGUGUUGGAGCUGGAGACAGACAUUGCAAACGCUACCUCACCCGCAGAAGAACGCAAUGACAUCACCGUGCUUUACAACAAAAUGACACUGAGAGAAGUGCAGCAAGCUUUCAACCUCAAUGGCUUUAAUUGGACGCGCUACAUCCAGGGAAUCAUGUCCAGCGUGUCAGUUACGGUGCGACCAGAAGAGCCCAUGGUCGUGUACUGCUCACCUUACCUGGAGAAGCUCCGCAACGUUCUUUCCAAGCACAGCCACAGGACGCUGCAGAACUAUCUGGCAUGGAUGCUCAUCAUGGAGAGGGUCAACAGUAUGAGCCGUCGCUUCAAAGACGUGAGAGCGCACUACAGAAAGGCUUUGCAUGGCACUACAGUAGAGGAGGCGAGAUGGAGAGACUGUGUCCGUUACGUCCAGGGCAACAUGGAGAACGCCGUCGGAGCCCUUUACGUCCGGGAAACCUUCUCUGGAAACAGCAAACGCAUGGUGGGUGAACUGAUCAAAAAGAUUCAGGAAGCUUAUGUGGAAACACUGGAAGAGUUGAGCUGGAUGGAUGAAAAAUCCAAGGAGAAGGCCAGAGAGAAGGCCAUGGCGAUAUCGGAACAGAUCGGUUAUCCCGACCACAUCCUUGAGGAGGAAAAUAAGAAACUAGACGAGGAAUACACACAUCUUAAUUUCAGUGAGGAGAACUACUUUGAAAACAUUCUGGAAAACCUGGCAGCAUCAGCCCAGAAAGGUCAUAAAAAGCUGAGGGAGCCCGUGGAUCCUGACAUGUGGAUUAUUGGUGCAGCUGUGGUCAAUGCAUUCUACUCACACAACAGAAACCAGAUUGUGUUUCCUGCUGGCAUCCUCCAGCCUCCCUUCUUCAGUGAAAAACAGCUGCAAGCUCUAAACUUCGGUGGAAUCGGGAUGGUUAUAGGACAUGAAAUCACUCAUGGAUUUGAUGAUCACGGCCGGAAUUUCGACAAGGACGGGAACAUGAACAACUGGUGGAGCAACUACUCUGCCGAGCAGUUCGAGGAUCAGUCUAAAUGCAUGGUGGAACAGUACGGCAAAUUCAGCUGGAAACUUGCAGGAGGCCAAAAUGUCAGUGGCAUCACAACAUUAGGAGAGAAUAUUGCUGAUAACGGUGGAGUUCGGCAAGCAUAUAAGGCGUAUAUAAAGUGGGUGGAGAGGGAGGGCGAGGAGCCCCUUCUUCCCGGACUGGAUAUGGAUCAUAAACAGCUCUUCUUUCUGAACUUUGCCCAGGUCUGGUGUGGCGCCUGUCGCCCUGAAUACGCCAUUCAGUCCAUCAAAACAGACCCACACAGCCCUCUGGAAUACAGGGUUCUCGGUUCCCUGCAGAACUUUGAGGCUUUUUCCGAAGCGUUUCAUUGUGAACGAGGAACUCCCAUGAACCCCGAGGAGAAGUGUCGCGUGUGGUAACCUGCCGUCGGAGGAGGUCCUGGAGUCGUGUAUAUUUUAGGAGGAAAGGCAGCGGUUAGGAGAGCUUGUUGUGCUGUUAUUGCUGCCUGUCUGUUAGUCUGACGUGACAGACAUGACCGCGGUGUAGACACCUACAUGUGUGACUGCAUAGAUGUCUACUGUGAACUUUCAAAAGCGCACAUAUAACCAACAAGUGCAGGCGUCGUGAACGUGCGCAGUGAGGGUGUUGUUUUUCUGAAAAAGAGGCAUGCUUUUUCAUCGUCUGUUCAGAGACUUUUAAGCAAGAUUUCGUCCUGUCCGCUUGUUUCUUUUGACACAUUAUUAGUUUUGGCACCGGAGA